Anguilla anguilla (European eel) is the source of this 2554-nucleotide messenger RNA. It is a transcript of the gene ell2, whose product is annotated as elongation factor for RNA polymerase II 2. The record is from RefSeq and is a predicted model, not a curated record. Gene Ontology annotation, molecular function: cis-regulatory region sequence-specific DNA binding. Gene Ontology annotation, cellular component: transcription elongation factor complex. The coding region runs from base 234 to 2081 and encodes 615 amino acids. NCBI's taxonomy places the organism in Eukaryota, Metazoa, Chordata, Actinopteri, Anguilliformes, Anguillidae. The transcript has 12 exons. Gene Ontology annotation, biological process: transcription elongation by RNA polymerase II; snRNA transcription by RNA polymerase II; positive regulation of transcription elongation by RNA polymerase II.
AAUAUUUAGAUAGCAUUCAGUUAAACUAUACAUGCAUCACACGUGCGCUUUCCUUAAUACACAGCAACAAACUCGGCAGAGGAGAAAACCACAGUGCCACGCCAUGAUAAAAAAUGCUUAACUUUUAGUAGUUAAAAAGAGAAAAUAGAAGCCAAUUGGAGAGCGAAAUGUGAGACAGCGCAAGCAGAAGUCCCACCCUCGCCUGCGCGCUCGAGCCUCGGUAAAGCUGCAGCAUGUUCGCUGCUCAGAGGGACUAUGGUGGAGGGGAAAUAGUCAUGGCGGCGCUCGCGGAGGAGGGGAGGUACCGUGUGAGCUGCUGCGGUCGCGAUGGGACCGCGACCUCCGUGUUACACGUGAAACUGACCGAGACAGUUUACAGGGCGUUAAAGAAUUACCAAAACUCUAAGAAUGCGUUGUCCUCAAGACCAACAAUACAGUUCAAGGGGCAACAAGGGAGCGUGAGGAUUCCCCGAGCGGACGACCCCUCUGCUUCGGCCUCCUUUGACUUCUUCGUGUCCCGAGUCGGGAAGGACGGCCCUCAGGGAAGCUUUGAGUGCGUGCGCCAGGAUGUCUCGGGCAGCGACGUGCCCCUCCUGUCCUGCAUGGGUGUGGUGCAGGACAAGAUCACGCUCUGUGCCUCUAGCUCCCACGACCCCCCGCAGCGCCCCCCACAGGCUGAGGUGGGUAUGCGCAAACGGGAGACCAAACCCGCCAAGCCUGCCGACGGCCCCUCCACAGGUAAGAGGGUCCCUUUCCGAAAGCCGGCUCCGUCCUCCUCCCCCUCUGACCUGGUCCCGGAGCGGAAGCGCUCCACGCCCGUCAACCCGGCCGCCCUGCUCCGGAAGGGUCCCCCGAACCCGCCGCCGGUGUCCCAGGCGCGCUACCGCGACCGCGUGGUCCACCUGCUGGCCCUGCGGCCCCACAAGAAGCUGGCGGUGCUGGCCCGUCUGCAGCGGGACAAGAUCAACCCCAAGGACCUGGGCAGCACUCUGCAGCAGGUGGCCAAUCUGAACCCGAAGGACAACACGUACUCCCUGAAGGACCACCUGUACCGGGAUGUCCGGAGGGACUGGCCCGGGUACUCAGAGGAGGAGCGGGAACAGCUGGGGCAGAUUCUGGCCAGCAAAUUUGGCACCCAGUGUGAGUCUCCCUCCACCAAAAGUCCAAAAGAGUCCAUUCCAACUUCACAACAGAGAGGUCAGGAGUGCGACUUCAUCGACCCUCUGAUGCCCAAGAAGUCCCGGAUCUCCCACAUCAGCAGCCGCGCCCCCGUGACCCCGCCUCCGAGCGAUGGCCACGCCCCCUCCAAGGAGGACAAGCCCGCCCCGCCCGCCCCCCACCUCCCAGCGUCCAACCCGCCGCUCCCCCUCAGCUCCCGCUCCCCGAGCACGCCGGAGGGCUGCGGCACCCAGGCCCUGCCCGUCGACGCCCAGAGCUCCCGCGUGGACCAAUCACGGAGCUCCUCCACGCCCGCUCCUAGCCCCGCCCCUGCCCUUGCUCCCGGCUCUGCCCCCACCCUCGAGCAGAGGGAGGGCGGCGGGAGCAAGAAGCCCAAAAAGAGGUCCAAAAAGCGCAAGGAGAGGGAGGAGAGCCCGGACCUCCCCACCACCAAGAUCGCCAAAUCUGACCGAGAAGAAAGCACAGAGGCUCCGGUCCGCUCCAUGGAGGUGACCUCCACCGACGUGAUUCCAGAUUACUUACAUAAGUUCACCGCCGUGACGUCCAUGACGCAGCGUCAGAGCUACAAGGACGACUUCAACGCGGAGUACGGCGAGUACUGUGCGCUGCACGCCCGCGUGGAGAAGGUCACCCGCCGCUUCACCCAGCUGGACUCCCAGUGCAAGCUGCUCCAGCCCGGCACCAAGGAGCACAAGGAGGUCCAGGAAGAAGUCUUACAGGAGUACAACAAAAUGAAACGAACCAGCCCCAGCUACAGGGAGAUGAAGCAGAGGUGUGAGCACCUCCAUAACAAGCUGGCCCACAUCAAGCGCCUGAUCGCCGAAUUCGACCAGCAGCGCGCCCGCACCUGGGACUACUGCGCCGACGCUGGGAGGGACGGGCGGGCCAUCCCCAGCACAUGACCCGCCCCAGAAACCCGCCGCCCCGCCUCCCCCGCCCUCUCCAGGCCCCGCCCCCAAAAAUACCCCACCCACCCCCCUCAGGCCAAAACAUUUCACCUGGUGUAAAAUCAGAUUCUUUAUUAUCUUCCUCUUCCUUUUAUUUCCCUCUUUCUUUUUUUUUUUUUUUCUUCCAGUGUUUCUUCAGUUGUGUUCCUCUGAAACCUUUAGAGGAAGUGAGAAAAAUGUCCUAUGCAUGCUGGGAGACCUGCUGACCUGGCAAAAAAACAACAAAAAAAAACAAAACCAAAAAAGAACAAAAAAUAUAUUUUUGAAAAGGAGGAAAAAAGAUGCAUUUGCAGAAAAGGAGAGGGAAGAUGUGUUUAUCUAGGAGAGAGGAGACUGGAGACUCCGCAGAUGGGGGAUAAUCUGAAGUGUGUCUUUAUAAGUGCUGCAGAAUGCACCAGCCAGCCUAAUGUGUUAAAGGUCUUUCAAAA